AUGAUUCAACCUAGCUCAGCAGACGACUUCGUUCUGACCCUAUCAGACAAUGAAGCUCUGUCGUUGAGCGAGUCAGAAAGCGACGAGUUGCAGGCAACGGCACUUGCUACAGGCACGAAGCGAAAACGGGACGAACCUACGAAGACUGCAAAGCAAAACAAGAGGCAAAAAUCUCAGUUGAACAAACAGUCAAAGCUUGAACAUGUGCCGUCGGAAUCGCUUUCCGAUAGCGAAGGCGAACAGGGCGUCCAGGACGGUGCUAUCGACCCGGAUUUCGAGUUCGACUUUGGCGCAAGUGCAGUCUUGGAAGAUCUAGAAGAAUUUGACGGAUGGGGCGAGAGCAAGACACCCAGAACGAGUGGCGAUGGCAAGAAGAAGGGUGUGGACAUUGAUGAGAUUAUUGCUCGCCGUGCCGCGAAGAAACUCAAGCCUCAGGAAACUCGGAGUGCCGAGCAAGAACGGGACGACUCGGCCUCAGAGGACGGCUCUCUCGGGGACGACGAUGACGAUGAAGAAAUUGACAUACCGGACUUUGAUGACGACGAGCUUCUCGCACCAGACACCUUUGGGGCGAAUGUGGCCUCGGACGAUGAGGGAGAAGACUCGGACAAGGAGGUCUCGGAAGAGGAAGCAAACCAAGAUGAAGGUGCUUCCGACGAUGACUCAGUCGCUUCACCGACUGCCCAUCCUGAUGACCUUGCCUCUGACCAGUCCGACGCCGAUUCAGAUACGUCGACCUCUGAUCCAGAGGAGCAGGCGAAACGAGCCGCAUUUUUCGCUCCUGAGGACAAGGAGGCGACAGCACUUAGUCAAGCUACAGCGUCAUUCCAACAGUUCUCCUUGUCGAGACCGAUUUUGAAAGCCCUAGCGGCACUCUCCUUCACUGCACCCACCCCUAUUCAAGCCCGUGCCAUUCCUGUCGCAUUGCAGGGCUUGGACGUGGUUGGUUCCGCUGUGACGGGUUCUGGAAAGACUGCAGCCUUCUUACUUCCCAUUCUUGAACGUCUCCUUUACCGUCCAAGGAAAGUUCCUACAACUCGAGUAGCCAUUCUGAUGCCAACGCGUGAACUGGCAGUUCAGUGUUAUAACGUUGCCACCGCCCUCGCACGGUUCACGGAUAUUACAUUUGCGCAGGUGGUUGGAGGCUUCUCCUUGCGAGAGCAGGAGGCAAUUCUCAAGAAACGACCCGAUGUGGUCAUCGCUACGCCGGGCAGAUUCAUUGACCACAUGCGCAACUCCGCCAGCUUUGCGGUGGAGAAUAUCGAAAUCCUAGUGCUGGAUGAAGCAGAUCGCAUGUUGGAAACUGGAUUCGAAGAUGAGCUGAAUGAGAUCUUGAAAACAAUCCCAAAGGGCCGGCAAACCAUGCUGUUCUCUGCAACUAUGACCGACAGUGUUGACAAACUUGUCCGGGUCGGAAUGAAUCGACCGGUACGGCUUUCAGUGGAUGCAAAGAAAAGCACAACGGCAGGCCUGGUGCAGGAGUUUGUUCGUCUGCGACCAGGCAGAGAGAGCACAAGGCUGGCGACCCUUUGCACAUUGUGCAAAAACUUCUUUACCGAGCGUACCAUAAUUUUCUUCCGGCAGAAGAAAGAAGCCCACCGAGUCCGCAUUGUUUUCGGACUGCUGGGCCUCAAGGCCGGUGAACUUCACGGGAGCAUGACACAAGAGCAGCGUAUCAGCGCGGUCAACGCGUUCCGCGAAGGCAAGACCACGCACCUCCUGGCGACGGAUUUGGCAAGUCGAGGUCUGGAUAUCAAGAACGUCAUGACGGUGGUGAAUUAUGAAGCGCCCCAAUCCCACGAAAUCUACGUCCAUCGUGUUGGCCGUACAGCUCGUGCGGGUCGCUCUGGCCGGGCUUGCACCAUCGCUGCGGAACCAGACCGGAAGGUCGUGAGAGCGGCAGUGAAGAGUGCAAGGCAGCAGGGUGCCAAGGUGGUAUCUCGGGCGAUGGAUGUGACAGAGGUCGAUGCCAUGAAAGCACAGAUAGAGGCAAUGGAGUCCGAGAUUGAGGAUAUUCUCAAGGAAGAAAAGGAGGAGAAACAGCUUGCCCAAGUUGAAGUACAGCUGACUCGCGGUGAGAAUAUUGUCAAGCACGAGGCUGAGAUCUUGGCGCGGCCAAAGCGGACAUGGUUCGAGACCGAAAAAGACAAACGCGAGGCCAGCGCCAGAGGCCUUUUGGAGUUGAAUGGCCCCAACGGUGUCGUGAAAGUCAAGGGCGAAAAAAGAAAACUGAGUAACAAGGAUAAGAAGCGGCUCGACGACAAGAGGGAGAGAGUGGAAGGAAAGAUGUGGCGCAAGGGCAAGGGUAGCGAGACGGCAGCAAAGAAGGAGAGAAUAGAGCGGAAAAGCGGAAAGUCCAAGAACAAAGUAAACUCCAAAGUGGGAGGAGGAAAACGGAAGAGAUAG
This is a messenger RNA of Capronia epimyces CBS 606.96, 2406 nucleotides long. RefSeq lists its product as uncharacterized. Lineage: Eukaryota; Fungi; Ascomycota; Eurotiomycetes; Chaetothyriales; Herpotrichiellaceae. Gene Ontology annotation, molecular function: RNA helicase activity; nucleic acid binding; ATP binding. The record is from RefSeq and is a predicted model, not a curated record. Bases 1 to 2406 code for a protein of 801 amino acids. The transcript has a single exon.